AUGAUACGGUUCGAUAACUGGGGUUUUGUGCCUGAUAACUUCGUCGGCGAGCGCUCCACCGAGAGUUCGGGGAUUUCGCUACCUAGUCCCCUAGCGUUGAUGGAGACGAUGCUGGUCCAUGAUUGCAUAUGUAUAGCAUAUAUACAUACAUAUGUAGUAUCUAUGCACUGUCGAAGUAGAUCAGGGAUCAAGAUGAAGCAAAACAACUACAACAUCAGCUACUAUGAAGGAAGGCCACGUACAGUCAAGACGGUUGAUAGCCCGUUUUUAAAGCCCGAGAAUCGAGAAUGGAUAGUCUCUUUGCAUCGGCCUCUAUUUCGAAGUGUCUCACCACCACUAACAUGGGGUAGGAAACGAGGUUUAUCUUCCCAUAGCGUCGCCGAUGAAGCGGAUAUAAAGCCCGAAGAUCAGCCACAAAGCGAAUCUAACGCUGAUAUCGCGGCUAUAGAGGCUGGAAAGGGAGUAGUUGAAGAUCAUCUUGAGAUAUUCUCCGCGCGACUCGGGGCCUCGACACGCCCUGAGUUGCCUUUAGUUCCUCGACUGGCGUAUCUGACAUGGAGAGACCUCUACCAAAGGAGCCGGCAUGAAGACAGCAGGCAUUUCGUCGUUCAUCAACAUGGCCAUCCCAUUGCCAGGCCACAUUAUGAUCUCAGAUUGCAGUUUUCGGGGACAAGCUCGCUCAGUUUCGCCAUCAUGUAUGGAAUGCCUGGGGAUCCAAAUAGCAAUAGAAGUAGAAAUGCCAUCGAGACAAAAGUGCAUAAUGUAGGGAACUACUUGAUUGAACUGUAUCUGAUACGUCGGGAAUCAGUCCACGGAAGCUGUUCUACAGUGGAUCAGGCCACGGAGGAUGAGAAACUUCUGCGAGAAUUUCCCCAGGCAACUACGGUAGAUUUCUCUUCCUAUAUUCCUCUGUAUUCCAGUCCUAACCAUUUCGCUACAGCGGAGGACUCGCCUGAGGCUACAUGUAACUCUACGGCUCAAAAGGGAGAAUGA
Microsporum canis CBS 113480 is the source of this 993-nucleotide messenger RNA. RefSeq lists its product as hypothetical. The transcript has 5 exons. The record is from RefSeq and is a predicted model, not a curated record. The coding region runs from base 1 to 993 and encodes 330 amino acids. Lineage: Eukaryota; Fungi; Ascomycota; Eurotiomycetes; Onygenales; Arthrodermataceae.